Babesia microti strain RI is the source of this 4881-nucleotide messenger RNA. RefSeq names its product chromodomain-helicase-DNA-binding protein 1. The record is from RefSeq and is a predicted model, not a curated record. Gene Ontology annotation, molecular function: chromatin binding; ATP binding; ATP hydrolysis activity. Gene Ontology annotation, biological process: regulation of transcription by RNA polymerase II; nucleosome organization. Lineage: Eukaryota; Apicomplexa; Aconoidasida; Piroplasmida; Babesiidae. The transcript has a single exon. Gene Ontology annotation, cellular component: nucleus; chromatin. The coding region runs from base 1 to 4881 and encodes 1626 amino acids.
AUGCAACAGUUCCAACCACCCCAACCACAAAUGAUGAUGCAGCACCAAAUGCCGCACAUGUAUUACCCCCAAGGGUACAUGCCCUUCAAGCACCGCCCGCCUCAAAUGGCUGGGCAGACGACGGAUCAGCCGGCCGGCCAGCCGGCCGAGCAGACGCCCGGGCAAGCGGCGGAUCAGAUGGGGGGAGUAAAACAAGAGGGCCAGCCCGGUUCAUACAUCCAGCAAUUUGGGCUCUAUAGAAUUCCGCCCAACCGCAUGGUCAAGGGGCAGUUUUACCCCGUGCCCAUGAUGAGCCCGCUGCUAAAGCAAGCCCCCCCGUCCGCAGGGGAAGGCGCUGAGCAGGUGAAGGCAGAGCCCCCGGCAGCAGAUGCGGCAGCUCCAGGCGAUUCCGCUGUCCAGCAACCGCCCGGGCAGUUUCAUCCAAUGCCGCCCCAGCUCAUGCUCCAAUACCAUCAGCCCCCGGUAGGGCAGCCGGGCGCCGGCGGGGGGGCGCCAAUGAUGAUGCCCAUGAUGCCCAUGCCGCAGAUGGUCGGCGCACAACGGCCCUUUUACAUGUUCCCAGGGCAACGGCUGAUCGGCAACGUGAUAAAUGGAAUUCCCGCGCUGAGGCAUGCUAGCAGCCAAUUCGACUCGGUGGCGGCUGUACUGGACGCAGUGGCCAACCAGCCCCCAAGUACAAACAAGCGCCAUGUCUCCAGAAGCAGGCAACGUGCACGUCACAACCACGACAGCGGGGAUGAGGACUACGAGGGCCCCCUGGGGCACGUGUUCGAGUCCGACCGCGACAACAACUCGGACGAGGAGUUCAAGGCGCCGGGCGGCGCCCAUGAACCGCGUGACGGAGUCCGGCGCAGUUCCCGAACGAGGGUGCGAACGCAAAAGUACAGCGCCUAUGCGGAGAGCGACGAGGACAACGAGUCACCGCCGGAGGACGAAGGCACGGAUGAAGAUCGCGGCAGCCAGGCCUGGGCCAAGGUUCGAGCCAGGUCGCGGCCGGGCGUCAGAUCCCGCGAGGGCCGCAUGACUCGCAUGAAUCGCCUGACCGGAUCGGUCUCCCACAGCGACAGCUCGCUCUCGCUCUCCCUAGACCAGACGCCCUCCGACCAGCCGCAGGCCAACCCCCCGGACGCCGCGAGGAGCGUCUCCCUGCGCAAGCGCGCGGCCCGCGUAAAUUAUGCUGAAUUGGACACCGAGCUGGACGAAGCCCUGGCAGAGUCCGACGAGGGCGAGGGGUCCUCGGCGGCGCAGACGGAGCGCGAAAGCGUGGGCGGCGUGGACCGCGUGCUGGACCACCGCACGAACCCGGACACGGGGCAGGAGGAGUACCUGAUAAAGUGGCAGGGCUUUGCGCAUAUCCACAACACCUGGGACACCUACGAGGCCCUGCGCGAGUACAACGGCAUCAAGCGCGUGGACAAUUACAUCAAGCGCUGCAGGCAGCUCGAGGAGCGCAAGAGUUACAUGAGCCCCGACGAGAUCGAGCAGGAGAACAUUUCGGCGGAGCUCCAGCGGCAGAUUGACGAGGACGCGUUGGUGGCGGAGCGCGUGGUCGCGCACUGGUGCGAGCUGCCCGACGGCACUGCGCUCCCGCCGGCGGCCUGCGCGGCCCACGGGGCCUCUAAGGGGGGGGACUCCGCGGAGGGCGUAACGCGCGUGUACGUGGUGAAGUGGCGCUCCUGCCAGUACGACCAAUGCACGGAGGAGGAGGAGGAGACGCUGGAGCGGCACGGGUUUGGGGGUUUGGUGGAGGCCUACUACGAGCGUGAGGAUCGCAUAAGCGGGGCCAGUGCGCUGAAGACUCCGUGGAACACCCACUCUAUAUCACUGACUAAGUUUGAACCUUACAUGGACACGCCUACGUAUUUGGCGCACCACGAGUCGCGCAAGCUUCGUGACUACCAGCUGACGGGUUUGAACUGGAUGGUGAAUCGUAUGAAGCGCGGGCUGAGCGUGCUUUUGGCGGACGAGAUGGGGCUAGGCAAGACGAUUCAAACGAUAAGUUUGGUGGGGCAUUUUAUGUAUCGCGAGCAUUUUAUCGGGCCCUACCUGAUAAUAGUUCCCCAAUCCACGGUGGACAAUUGGAUGCGCGAGUUGGAGUCGUGGCUCCCACGUGCGAAUUCGGUGUGUUACUAUGGAAACGCCGCAUCUCGCGAGAUUAUACGUCAGCGCGAGAUGUGCAGGGUAUUUGUCCGCGGGCGCGGGCACCGUUACAAGUGCGACAUUUGCGUGACCACUCCCAGCAUAAUUAACGCCCCCCAGGACCUUGAAUUUUUGCGCCGGAUAAGCUGGCAGCUGAUGGUGGUGGACGAGGCCCAUCAGCUGAAGAAUCGCCAGUCGAAGCGUUUUAUCGAGCUCAUGCAAUUUAUGGCAGAUUACAAAUUACUGCUAUCUGGCACGCCGCUGCACAACAAUUUGGAGGAGCUGUGGACGCUGCUGCACUUCCUCAAUCCCUCGAUUUACGCGUACUACGAGGACUUUAGGCGGCGCUAUUCGGACGUGGAGAACACAUCGGCCAUCGGCGAAUCGAAGCAGCGCCAGCUCUUGGCCCUGCAGACGGAGCUGCACGAGGUGGUCUUACGGCGCGUUAAAAAGGACGUGGAGAAAAGCCUUCCCAACAAGGUGGAGCGAAUACUGCGCGUGGAGCUGAGCCCCACCCAGGUGGAGUGGUACAAAAACAUUCUGACGCGCAAUUACGACCAGCUCUCAAAGUCCAGCGGCGGCUCCAAGAGCUCCCUGCAGAACAUUUGCAUGGAGUUGAAAAAAGUUUGCAACCACCCCUUCCUCUGCCACGAGCCCGACGACAAGACGCUUUGGCGUCAGGGGCUGGUGUACGGCUCGGGAAAAAUCUGCCUCCUGGAAAAACUGCUCAGCCGCCUCAAGGAACGCGGCCACCGCGUUCUCAUCUUCUCGCAGAUGGUCCGCAUGCUCAACAUACUCAGCGACUACCUCACCCUCCGCGGAUACAAGCACCAGCGCCUCGACGGGACCAUGGGAAAGGAGGUGCGCAAGAAGGCCAUGGACCACUUUAACGACCCUGGCUCGGACGACUUCUGCUUCCUCCUCUCCACCAAGGCAGGGGGACUGGGCAUAAACCUCACCACCGCAGAUACCGUCAUUAUCUACGACUCGGACUGGAACCCGCAAAAUGACCUGCAGGCCGAGGCCAGGGCCCACCGCAUCGGACAGACCAAGACGGUGCAGAUCUACCGGCUGGUCACCAAGGACUCCGUUGAACAGACCAUCCUGGAGAGGGCCAAGGCAAAGAUGGUACUAGACACCCUAGUCGUCCAGGGCCUCAACAAAAAGGACGAUUCCCUCCUCAUUCACGACAAGGAGAUGCACUCUGGCUUUACCCGCGACGAACUGGCCAAGAUACUCAAAUUCGGGGCCUCCAAACUCUGGACAGGCGACUACUCGGAGACCCUCUCUAAGGGACUGGACAUAGACCUGGACAAGGUCCUGGAGGAGGCAGAAACGAACGAAGACACCGGGGCCGCCGCGGACCUACUCUCAUCAUACACAAAUAUCACCGAAUUCCGCUACGAACCGCCUGCGGAGGCACAAAAGGUCUCGCGCGGCAGAAAAAAAGCAGGAGAAGUCUCUGCAGACAAAGACUUCUGGGAUGCCACCAUACCGCUGGAGGAACGCGUCAAACUCAAAAAACAGCAGGAAGAAAUGAUCGUACUGGGCCCCCGCAGGACACGCCACAGGGACAGGGGGGAGCUCGCCGCCGUCGCAGAUUUCUCGGCCGAUGACGAAGACGAUGACUUCUCUGGAGACGACCUUGUCGUCUCCAGGAAGAGAUUUAUCGCCAGUAAGCGUAAAAAGGGCGUUAGCAAAAAAAAAGGCACCAGCGAUCUCUUUGAUAGGGAUAAGGUCAAGCUCUACCGCGCCAUCAUGAAGUUCGGGGACCCGUCCCUGCGCCUGGACGACAUACGCAGGGACGCCAAACUAAUACGCGUAAACGCUAACGUCGUGGCCCAGGAGUGCCAGUCCAUCGUGGCCAGUGCCCGUAGGGCACUGGAAGUCUCCACCGGAGAAUCGCGCGCACUCCGGCGCAAGCGUGCCUCAGGCACUGCCGCAGAAUGCCUUGUGCAGGUUGGAGAUGCCAAAAUGUCCGCCUCGGACAUUGUGGAACGCCUAGACGUACUGGACUCGUUGCGUCGCUGGGGCUCUGAUAACUUUGGCCCUUCGUGGCCAACGUCACAGGCUGUGGCCCUCCCGCCCCCCGUCGCAGAACUAAUCGAAGACAAGGAGGGGUGGAGUCCGGCCGCUGAUAUCAACCUGCUCAAGGGCAUCUACCUAUACGGGUUCGGAAAUUGGACGCAAAUCUGCAGCGAUAAGAAAUUGGGCCUAGAUUUUGCUAAAACGUCAAAGACUGAUCGCGCCAAGUCACGCGCCAUACGCCUGCUCAAACUGCUUCACCUCCACCGCACGGGGCAGCUCCAUGCGGAUACACAGCCCAUUACUAGCGACCCGGAGCCGAGCGACCAGAGCGACUUUGAGCCCCAGGCCACCAGCCCGGACAGCCUGGACACCCCCGGCUCGCCCAUGGAUACAUCGCCCACGCACGCGCCCCUCGCCGAAGUGGUGCGCAAAAUAUUCUCUGGAGACGCCCGCAAAACGCUAGCCUCGCUCUACCACAAGUGCUGCAGGGACGAGCGGGCCACCAGCAAGGACGUUGUCCAGAUUAUGAAGACGGGCGUGCCCAUGCUGGGGGACAUUAUCGAGGACGCCGUGGAGCGGCUGGGCGGGCAGUACCCUGGCCUACUGGACGCCUGCUGGAAAUAUGUUUCCAAGUUUACCCCCGCGUCCUCGGGGGAUCUGCAGAGGGUCUACCAGCAGUUUUGCAAAAACAACAUCAAGCAAUCCUCACUGUGA